This is a messenger RNA of Strongyloides ratti, 2763 nucleotides long. RefSeq lists its product as hypothetical. The transcript has 6 exons. Lineage: Eukaryota; Metazoa; Nematoda; Chromadorea; Rhabditida; Strongyloididae. The record is from RefSeq and is a predicted model, not a curated record. Bases 1 to 2763 code for a protein of 920 amino acids.
AUGGAUAGAAUAAGAAAAAAGGCUUGUGAAUUAUUUGUACCAAUUGUAAAAGAUGGAAGAGAUUGCAGUGUUUGUGGGUUAUCAUUACUUCAACAUUCAUUAGUCCUACCCAAACAAAAUAUUGAAACUGAUUUUGGAACAGAUAAAUCAAAUAACUCCGAUUUUACCUAUUCAUUUAAUAAUAUUUUACCUGAAAAAAAAUAUUCACCUCAUAAAUCUGAUUUAUCUUAUAAUAGUGAAAAUAAUAUAUUAUCUAAUAAAAUGAAAAACGAUUUAAUACCAUCAAUAAAUUCAGCUUUCUCAGAAUAUAGAAAAUUACCAUUAUAUUCUUCUACUAAAAAAAAUGAAAAUUCAACAUUAUCUCCAAUUAAAUUAUCACAGUCAUCAUCAUAUAAAGUACCAGAAACAAUUAUUUCAGUUAGUAAUACAGAAAUAAUUAAACCAAAACCUGUUCAUCAACGUAAAUCAUUUGCUUUUGGAGAAAGUGUACCUCCAUCUAUAGAUUUUUCUUCAAAUAAUAAUUUAAGUUCUUCACAAUCAACUAAUAGAGAUAUUGUUUCACCUCUUAAUAAUAAAGAACAUAAAGAAAAUAAUAUACAAAGAUCAAAAAAUUUUCGAGAUAUAUUAUCAAAAUUUCAAAAUGCAUCAAAUAAUUUUAAUAGACAAUAUUCAUUACGUUAUCCUUCAUCUACUUCAGGAGCCAUCCUUCAAAAUAUAAAUGUUACUAUUCCUUCAUCUAUUAUUUCAGGUUCAAAUACUGUUUCUGGAAGAAGACCACGUACUAUAAGAAGAAGUACAUUAGGAAUAAGUAAAAUUUCUACUUCAAAUUCUUCCUCUAACUUACAACAUUAUUAUCAACCAUCUUUUUUAGUUGAAAGUAAUAAUAAAAGACAGGUAGAAGAUAAUGUUGAUAGUAUAAGUAUUACUGAAGACAAUAAGACAACUUUACCUAAUUACAAUAAUAAUAUUCAUAGACAUAGAGAACUAGAUAUUUCUUUAUAUAAAGAGGAACAACAAAAUCAAAAUUUACUUUCACCAACAAAUACUUGUCAUAAUAAUAGUAGUCAAAAUAUUUUUGGAAGUGUAAAUUCAAUGAGAGCUAGUAGUGUAACUAGUGGUACAAGAAGCCCUCUUUCUCCUAUUGAUGGAACAAUUUCUAAAAGACGUAAUAGUUAUAUAAAAGAUCUUCAACCAAAAUUAAAUAUCUCUGAAUCAUGUUAUUCUCCAAAAUUUAAUAUAUAUACACCAUCAGAAGAUGAUUCAACAUAUUGUAAAAGAUUUUCAAGAAAGGAUGAUUUAGUUAAUGAAAUAUCAUCUCAACAAUUAUCCUCUUCACGAAAUUUAUCCUUAUCAUCUUCAUAUAAUAAUACCUUACAAACAAAGAAAACAACAUCAAAAUAUUUAAAAUCAAAUACACCUAAUAUAGAAAAUAAUGAUAUAAAAAUUUCACCAAUACCAAAUCAAAGAAUUAUAUCUAGACCACCGUCAGUUAAUAGAUUGGGUUCAGAUUCAGGGUGUGUAAGAGAAAAUUCUUCUUCUGUUUGUGUAUCACCAAGAUCACCAGAUUAUCGUGGAAUAGAUAUUAAUUUAAGAAAAAAAUUUACAGAAAAGGAAGCAUAUCAUGAAAUUAUUUCUAAUCAAGCAACAACAUUAGCUAUGGUAGCAGAAAAUUUUAAUGAAAUUUCAUCUAAUUGUUAUCCAGAACAAAGAUUAAUUAGUAAAGAAUUUUUAAAUCGAUUAAAUUUUUAUCAAAUUAAUUUUAAAUAUUCAUCACCAAUUAUAAUUAAAGGUUCAAUUAUAAUAUCAGAUGCAGAAAUUGGAACGGGUUAUGGAGGUAAUGAUGUUAAAGUUAGUGUUAUGAUGUCACCAGCUGCUCAUUAUUCACCAUUAAUGGGAAGACAAGCACAAGUUUCAGGUUUUGGUCCAGUUAUAUUAACAGAAUUUGAGGAAAACUCUAAUAAUAUGAGUAAUUUUUUAAAUAGUUGUGGUAUUUAUAAAAAAAACUAUAUUAAUUAUAAAAUAACAGUUAUGCCAUCACAAAUAUGUUGUAGUUUUCAUACACUUGCUGCACAAUUUUUACAUCAUAGUAGUAAUUCAAUUAAUCCAACUAAAUAUGAAGAACAUGUAUGUUUUAUUAUGUUACAAUUAUUAACUGCAUUAAAAUAUCUUCAAUCAGAUGGUGUAGAAAGAUUAAGUACAAAUUUUAAAGAAUUUCUUAUUACAUAUCAUCAUUCAGAUUUACAAAUAUGUUUACAAACUUUUGAAUAUUUACCAAGAUUAUUUUUAUUAAAAGAAGCUAUAGAUGUUAAUGAAGAUGAAAAUCAAAAUGUUGGAAUGUGUAAAUAUGCAAUGCGUGCUUUAUAUACACUUUUAAAUCAUAAAAUGCAUACAAUAAUUCCAGAAAUUAUAGAAAGAAGUGAAUUUUCAUUUCCACUUAAAAGAUGUGCUGAAUUAUUAUCAAUGGAUAAAUCAUCAUCAUUAUCAGAAGCAAAAAGUGUUUUAGAGAUGGCAUUUUUUGUUGGUCCAACAAAAUUUGUUCAAGAAGAUGAAGCAAAAAUAUGGUUAGAUAUAAAUAGAGCAAAUCUAUUAAAUAAAAUAUUAGGAAUUAUUUUAACAAAAAAUGAAAAUUUCCUUGAUUUAAAAGAAAAAAUGCAUAUACAAUUUUUGUUAUCAUCAACCCCAAAAAGUCUAUGUCAGUCACUCAAAAUUUUAUCCAAUGGAAGUCUUCGAAAUAUUUCAAAUAUUCAAGAUUCUGAAUGUUAG